Messenger RNA from Cuculus canorus (common cuckoo), 2835 nucleotides. RefSeq names its product glucokinase (gene GCK). The transcript has 11 exons. Bases 1406 to 2803 code for a protein of 465 amino acids. Lineage: Eukaryota; Metazoa; Chordata; Aves; Cuculiformes; Cuculidae. Gene Ontology annotation, cellular component: cytosol; mitochondrion. Gene Ontology annotation, molecular function: mannokinase activity; D-glucose binding; ATP binding. Gene Ontology annotation, biological process: glucose 6-phosphate metabolic process; regulation of insulin secretion; glycolytic process. The record is from RefSeq and is a predicted model, not a curated record.
UGUGGGGUGGGAGAUGGGGACCCCUCUGUGCGCCUGUGUGGGUAGGGGUUGCUCUGUGGGGUGGGGAUUGCAACCCCUCUGUGGGUUGGGUUCCCCUCUGUAAGGUGGGGGCCACUCUUGGGGCCCCUCUGUGGAGCAGACAUUGGGAGCCCCUGCAUGGGGUCCUCCCUAUGGGGUGGAGACCCCUCUGCAGGGUGGGAGUUGAGAGGCCUUCUGUGGGUUGUGGCCCCUUUCCAUGGGCCUGGGGGGGGAGAUGCACACCCACCCCCGUGCCCAGCUGCCCUGAUAGGGUGGGCACCCAUACCUGGGCUGGGUCCUCCUGUGCCCCACAGUGGGGAUGGGGCCCUGUGGGGUGACCUUGUCCCCCUCCACGCCCUCCAAGAACCCCCCUGAGUCCCCUUGCUCCCCUGUGGGAUUCUUAGUCCCCCCAGUGCCCAUCCAGGCUUCCCAGGGGACCCCAGCUCCGAGUCCAGUGAAUGCUGACACUGAGAGGUUUUGGUGUGCAUGGGGGGGACCCUUCCUUUUCCCUCCCAGCUCUGUGUCCAGGUGACACUGACACUGGGAGGUUUUGGGGUGCAUCUGCAGCCAUCAGCAUCCCAUUGCCCGUUGGAAUCCCCAAAAUCCAGUGUUUGCCCAGGUAUUCCCCAAUGCUUGGCUGAUGGCACCGAUCCGGGGAUAAUGGGGGAUCACCAUGUCCCCCCAAAACCCAUGGCUGCUCGCAGUCUGCCACCGCACCUGCCGUCAGCAGAGCAUUUGCCAUCCCAGGGGCAGGGAGCACUUCCCAGUCACCUCACCCCUCACCGGGCAGCCGUAACCUUUGUCACCGAGCCCCCUGCUCCUUCGGCCCUGGCGCGGUCUCCAUGGGAGCAUGGCAGGUUGCUAAGCCGUCUGGUGGAGUGCUUGCCAUCACCAGCCAGGACAUCGCGCCGUUGGACUUCCCCGUUGGCUGUAGAGCCCAACCAGGCUGGGAUCACAACCCCUCACCACGUUGAAAACCAUCCGGCACGCUGGUAAAGAGAUUGGAAGGAAGCAAGAGGAGCGCGAUCCACAUCCCUGUUGGCAUUGAGGCGGCAUUGAGAUGUGGGGCGAGAGGGUUGAGCCUGUAGGGACGCCGGGUCCCUCUCCCUGCUCCUCUGCUUGAGGGUCUGGAGGCCGGGACAGGGGGAUCGGGACCUCCCCCUCAACAGGUGCUGGCGAAGAGGCAUCCACUGCUGGGCAUUGGAUGCAAUAAAGCGGCGAAAGUGGAGCAUCUCCCAGCGGAGCGAGAGACGGAGCAGCCCAGCGCUGGCCGGCUGAGUGCCGGGAAAGGGGCUCGCUCCCCGGGACAGACGCGGCGGCGGGGGACUCGGCACUUUGCGGGGACACGGCUUGGCCCACAGCCCAGCCUGCCCCGACGGUUGCCCCCAUGCUGGAUCACAGAGCCAGGAUGGAGAGCAGCAGGAAGGAGAAGGUGGAACGUAUCCUUUCGGAAUUCUGGCUGAAGGAGGAGGACCUGAAGAAGGUGAUGUACCGGAUGCAAAAAGAGAUGGACCGAGGGCUAAAGCUGGAGACGCACGAGGAAGCCUCUGUCAAAAUGCUGCCCACCUACGUCCGCUCCACACCUGAGGGCUCAGAGGUCGGAGAUUUCCUAUCGCUGGACCUCGGCGGCACCAAUUUCCGAGUGAUGCUGGUGAAGGUGGGCGAGGGGGAGGAAGGGCAAUGGAAAGUGAAGACGAAGCAUCAGAUGUACUCCAUCCCGGAGGAUGCCAUGACGGGGACAGCCGAGAUGCUUUUUGACUACAUCUCUGGGUGCAUCUCCGAUUUCCUGGACAAGCACCAGAUGAAGCACAAAAAGCUUCCCCUGGGCUUCACCUUCUCCUUCCCCGUGCGGCACGAGGACAUCGACAAGGGCAUCCUCCUGAAUUGGACCAAGGGCUUCAAAGCCUCUGGUGCAGAAGGGAACAACGUGGUCGGGCUCCUGAGAGACGCCAUCAAACGUCGAGGGGACUUCGAGAUGGAUGUGGUGGCGAUGGUGAAUGACACGGUGGCCACGAUGAUCUCCUGCUACUACGAAGAUCACCGGUGCGAGGUUGGGAUGAUUGUGGGAACAGGCUGCAACGCCUGCUACAUGGAGGAGAUGCAUAAUGUGGAGCUGGUGGAAGGCGAUGAGGGACGGAUGUGUGUCAACACAGAGUGGGGAGCUUUUGGUGCCUCUGGGGAGCUGGAUGAGUUCCUCUUGGAGUACGACCGCGUGGUGGACGAGACCUCACUUAACCCCGGUCAGCAACUCUAUGAGAAGAUCAUUGGGGGGAAGUACAUGGGUGAGAUUGUCCGGCUGGUGCUGCUCAAGCUGGUGGAUGAGAACCUGCUCUUCAAUGGUGAGGCCUCCGAGAAGCUCAAGACUCGCGGGACCUUUGAGACCCGCUUCAUGUCGCAGAUCGAGAGUGACACUGGUGACCGCAAGCAGAUCUACAACAUCCUGACGGCCUUCGAGCUUCUGCCCUCGGGGACAGACUGUGACAUUGUGCGGAUGGUCUGCGAGAGUGUCUCCACCCGUGCCGCCCAGAUGUGCUCAGCCGGGCUGGCUGGUGUCAUCAACCGCAUGCGGGAAAGUCGGAGCCAGGAGACCCUCAAAAUCACUGUAGGGGUCGACGGCUCUGUCUACAAGCUCCAUCCCAGCUUCAAGGACCGCUUCCAUGCCACGGUUCGGCAGCUGACGCCUGGCUGUGACAUCACCUUCAUCCAGUCGGAGGAAGGCAGCGGACGUGGGGCCGCGCUCAUCUCAGCAGUCGCCUGCAAAAUGGCCUGCAUGAUGGGGCAGUGAGAGAGGACUCGGGGGGGGGGGAGGACAAGGAU